This is a messenger RNA of Argiope bruennichi, 1306 nucleotides long. Its product is annotated as serine/threonine-protein kinase 19-like. Gene Ontology annotation, biological process: protein phosphorylation; positive regulation of Ras protein signal transduction. The record is from RefSeq and is a predicted model, not a curated record. NCBI's taxonomy places the organism in Eukaryota, Metazoa, Arthropoda, Arachnida, Araneae, Araneidae. Bases 176 to 937 code for a protein of 253 amino acids. The transcript has 7 exons. Gene Ontology annotation, molecular function: protein serine/threonine kinase activity.
UGUAAUACGAAAGUUUUGUUUUGUAAUAAUAGCAUGGUUAGAGCACUCUAAAAACACUAACAAUGUUCAUCUUUAAUUUAUUUAAUUUUUUCUUAUGAUUUAAAAUUAGUAAACUAAUAACUUCAAUAUAUUCAUUGAAAAUUUUACAUUAAUUUCGAAUAAUUCAUGAAAAAAAAUGAUGCGAAAAAGAACCUUGAUGAGUGAUAUAUGUGAUAAUAAACGCAGAAGACUUAAUUAUGGAGAAAAUGGAACAAGUGAUGAACCUGUGCCAACUGAUACAAAGAGUGCAUUAGCACACAUUGCAUCAAUAUUUCCAACGGAAAAGUUCACCAAUAGACUUCCUGCAAUUGUUAUGAGGCAUCAAAUAUAUGCAUUUAUAAAAUGUCGAACUGAUGUAGAUAAGGAAUUGAAUGAAUUAAGGAAGAAAGGUGAAGUAAGGUUAUUUAAACUCGGUGAAAAAGAUGAUCAGAUAGGUGUAGUAUAUUCUAAAGACUACAAAGAUUAUGUAGAUAGAGUCUGUCGGAAUAGUCUCAAAGUUGAUAACUUUCUUAGAAAUGUAUUAGCUGUGUGUCCUGACAUAAGUUAUAGUAACUCAGUUUUAAAGCAAGAAUUUGGUCUUCAUGAAGACGAUAUAAUUGAAUUAAUUCAACAAGGUGUGCUAACCUGUCGAGAUGUAGGCUGCUAUUGGCUGUCUAUUCCAAGGGUCGGAGAGUUCAUGAAAACCUUUUUGUAUGGGCGCAGAGCCAUAUUGCAACAUGUUAGGCGAACAAAGUACAAAGAAAUUUUACAGAAUGAAUUAGAACAAAGGAAGCUGCCAAAAAAAGCUUUGCUAGGAGUUUUAUAUCAUAUUUAUGACAUAAUAGGAUCUGAUGCUGUUACACCUGUUGAAACAUCGUCUGGUAUUGUCCUACGUCUCCAACCCGAGCUAAUAAGAUAAUAUUUAAUCUUAUUUAUAAAAUAUUUAUGCAUUGUACUGAUAUAUUUAUGAAAUUUAUUCUAAAAACUUAUUUAUUACUCUUGACUGUAUGAUAAAGAAUUGUAGUACUUGAAAUAUAUUGAAUUUGUUGACUGUAUUGCAUGGUCAAAAUUUGCUCGCCUUAGUAUGUUUUGCCUUAAUGUGGUGAAGACUACAUGCAUUUUUUUUUCUAUUUACUUAUAUUUUUGUGAAUCUUAUACAACUUACCUUAGUCAAGUAGUUAUAAAAUGAUCAUAUUUAUAAAUAUAAAGAAAAUUGCAUUCUUUACUUUGUAUAGAUGGCUGUACUACUACAAGUUAUGCCAGUUUUUUUGUUUUCCUUGUAUACUUA